Molecule: messenger RNA, 860 nt
Organism: Nicrophorus vespilloides
Lineage: Eukaryota; Metazoa; Arthropoda; Insecta; Coleoptera; Silphidae
Gene: dpr1
Product: protein amalgam
Exons: 6
Coding region: 1-807 (268 amino acids)
Biological process (GO): synapse organization
Cellular component (GO): neuron projection membrane
Source: RefSeq, a predicted model, not a curated record
AUGGUAGUAGGUGGAGUAGAAUCGCAUCUAGAUGAAGGAGGGUUCGGAGGAAAUGUCAGCACUUAUCCUUAUUUCGAAUUCAACGUUCCUCGAAAUGUUACCACAGCCGUGGGGCAGACAGCUUUUCUUCAUUGCAGGGUCGAACAACUCGGAGACAAAGCAGUAUCCUGGAUUCGCAAGAGGGACCUUCACAUCUUAACGGCCGGCAUCCUCACGUACACCUCAGACCAACGAUUCCAGGUGAUCCGGCCGGACAAAUCGGACAACUGGACUUUACAAAUCAAAUUCCCGCAGCUACGGGAUUCCGGAGUUUACGAAUGUCAGGUCAACACUGAACCUAAGAUGUCUUUACCAUUUCGGCUCAACGUCAUUGAAUCCAAAGCCAGAAUCCUGGGACCCACCGAUUUGCAUGUUAAAGCUGGAAGCUCCGUGACCCUCACUUGCAUCAUCAACCAAGGACCGCACGAUCUGAGCACUGUUUUCUGGUAUAAAGGACCCGAUAUCAUCGAGGUGUCUACCCCGCAUCCCAACGAAGCCGAACUUUCCCCACGGAUCACUAUUCAGAGUUUUUGGACUGACGGUUUGACAUCAAGGCUUCACAUCUCUAGUGCUAAAUUGGUCGAUUCUGGGAAUUACUCUUGUGUACCUACAAUUGCUGCACCUGCAAGCGUCAACGUACAUGUCAUUAACGGUGAACACCCGGCUGCAAUGCAACAUGGAAAUAAGAACACGGCAUCAUUAGCUCUCUCGCUCCACUGCACCCUUGUAUAUAGUAUAUCUGUCUUCAUAAUAAAACACAUCAGAUGAAACCUCUUGUAAUUUCUGCAUUUUUAUUUAUUCAUACCUAUCAUACAGUUAUU